CGUCACCAGGACGUGACGUCACUAAACCGCGACACCGUUGUUCUGCAGAGCAGAUGGCUUAUAAUCUUCCUUAAAAGGUUUUUUCCGCCUUAAAAUUAGUAGUCGCGUGUUUAGGACUUCAUCUUUUAGGAUGUAAGAAUGACUUAAUUUUGGGUUAUUUAUUCUUAAUUCAGAUCUUUUAUCUUUCCUGUGUGGUAUUUUUAUUGUGCUCCAAAUAUACAAUAAUCUGUAAUUACCAGAUAUUAUUUGAUCAUGCCAUUCCAACUUGAGGCAAUGUCCAGCAGGAAGCGCAGACCCAACUGGACCGACCAGGAGUGUUACCUCCUGGCUCAGCUGGUGCAUGAAAGGAAAGAAGUCAUCAGAGGGAAGUGCAUCAGUGGUUUGUAUGACAAACGCCAGGCUUGGGAGGAGAUAACCCACACAAUCAACACGGCUUUCCCUCUAAUGCAAAGAACCGUGUCCGACUGCAGCAAAAAGUGGGAGAAUCUGCUGGCCAAAUCCCGGGAGGAGAUCAAGAGACAGAAGAUGCAAGCAGGUGCAGAUGAUGACGUGUCUCUGGAUCAGUUGAGCGCCCUGACCCAAAUAGCCAUCUCCGUCAUGAACCCUGCGGCGCUCCAACAAGACGAAGACGACUCCACGCCGUUUGAUAUCAUUGAAAGUCAACACAACAGUGGCGAUAAAGAUGGAACGUUCCCCACAGGAGAACAUCUUGAAAGUAAACACGAGCAGGCCGAUCCUGUCCUCCCAGGCUACGCUUCAGAUCCGCCGGGACACAAAACAACAUCUUAUUCCACCGUCCCCAAGUCACUCGGCGUACAGUUCAGCGCUCAUUACCCUGCGGCGUCCGGAGAACAGUCCCGCUCCCCCUGCUCGCCGUCUGCACCCGCGCCGCACGGCAGCACCUUGCAGGACAGAAUGGACCUGGAGAUGUCUGUGCUGAGAAGACAGGAGGCGGUCCUCAAGCUGCAGGAGGAAUAUUACACGCUCAAAAUCAAGCGCAUGAAGGCGCAAAUGGCGGACUCUAAUCUGCAAGACUGAAACGUCGCCACCUGCGGUGUCAUGGAUGUGUAAUUAUUGAAUGAUUGUUGGUUAUUUGCAUGGUAUAGAAUGUGUUGACUGGUAAUAGUCCAGUAAAUGAAACUUCAAUUACAUUAAUAAUGAAAGCUGCAAGCAA
Nerophis ophidion (straightnose pipefish) is the source of this 1174-nucleotide messenger RNA. RefSeq lists its product as uncharacterized. Gene Ontology annotation, cellular component: nucleus. The transcript is spliced from 3 exons. Lineage: Eukaryota; Metazoa; Chordata; Actinopteri; Syngnathiformes; Syngnathidae. The coding region runs from base 253 to 1038 and encodes 261 amino acids. The record is from RefSeq and is a predicted model, not a curated record.